AUGUCUUCAACUUUCUCAACUGAGCCCGUUUCGCCGAAAGCUACUCCGCUCCCACCAUUGCCGUCUGAGGAUCCGCUCACGUCCCAACAAUGGAAGACGCUUCUUGCUAUUGCGGAUGCGGUCAUCCCAGCAAUCAAGCCCAUGUCCACGGCGAAGACGCGCACUGAAAUCGCUACGACCGACACCGAUUACUCGACCGCAAUUAGCAAGCUGAGGGCUCUAACACCGGAGAAUGACCCUGAUGCGGUAACAACGGUGAAGGACUACCUGGAUGACUAUGCGAGUCAGGACCCAGCGUUUCGAGCGGAAUUACAACGUGUCUUCGCUAUGUACAUGCCACAGAACCAAAGAAAGGAGCUGUGUAUGGUGCUGAAUGUCCUCAAUACUAGAGCGGGAUCACUAGCACUGACUGGCUAUCUUACACCAAUUAGCGAGCAACCCGCUCAUGUAAGAGAGUCAAUCAUUCAGGGCUGGGCUACCGCGCGGCUUGGAGCGCUUCGCCAACUGCGUCGCUCGUUGGUGAUCAUUACUAAACAGGCUUGGAUCAAGACGUCGCCUGCAUUGAGACGCGUUAUAGGCGCCCCACGCGUGCCCCUGGGCAUGAAGCCUGGGAAGGGUUUCGACUAUGAGUUCAUUCAGAUUCCUCCCGGCGACAAGCCUGAAGUUAUCGAGACAGACGUGGUGAUAGUGGGAAGUGGGUGUGGAGGUGGUGUGACCGCGAAGAACCUCGCGGAAGCCGGGCACCGAGUGUUGAUCGUAGAGAAGGCAUAUCACUGGAGUCCAGAUCAUUUCCCAAUGGCUGAAUUGGAUGGAUGGCACCAUCUUUUCAUGAGUGGAUCGUUCUUGACAUCCGAUGAUAGUUCUGUCAGUGUUGUAGCAGGGCAGUCCAUGGGCGGUGGAGGUACUGUCAACUGGUCUGCUUCUCUCCAAACACAGGGCUAUGUCCGUCGCGAGUGGGCAGGACGAGGUCUUCCAUUUUUCACGUCUGCAGAAUUCCAAGAGUCAUUAGAUCGUGUCUGUGAUCGCAUGGGCGUCUCAGACAAGAACAUCAAGCAGAAUCGCAACAACGAGAUACUACUUGAAGGUGCCAGGAAACUUGGCUGGACCGCUAAGCCUGUGCCACAAAAUACCGGUGGACAACAACACUACUGUGGUUAUUGCAACUUUGGCUGUGGCUCCUGCGAAAAGCAAGGCCCGGUAGUAUCCUUCCUCCCCGACGCUGCCCGAGCGGGAGCAAAGUUCAUCGAAGGCUUCCACGCAGAGAGAGUAAUCUUCUCCAACAAGAACGGCCGAAAGAUAGCAACCGGCGUACUUGGCACAUGGACAUCCCGUGACGCUCAAGGCGGCGUUGCUGGUUCUCCCUUAACAACCCGCCGUGUUCUCAUCAAAGCAAAGCGUGUUGUCGUAUCAGCAGGAACCAUGCAAUCUCCGCUUCUCCUCAUGCGUUCUGGACUCAAGAACCCGCAGAUAGGUCGCAACCUAUACCUUCACCCCGUCACCUUCCUUGGCGCUUAUCACAAGGAAGAGAUCAAACCUUGGGAAGGCGGGAUACUCACUGCGGUAGUAGGCGAGUUCGAAAACAUGGAUGGCAAAGGCCAUGGUGUCAAGCUUGAAGCUACGAACAUGGUUCCUUCUGCGUGUCUUAUGUGGGUUGAUUGGAAGAGCGCUAUGCAAUACAAAAUCGACGCGGCGAAGUUGAAACACAUGGUUGGGUACAUUUCCAUUGCAAGGGACCGCGAUACAGGGCGAGUGUAUCCAGAUCCAGUCGACGGCCGCGUGAGGUUCUCAUACCAGACAUCCAAGUUUGACCAAAAACACGUAUUAGAAGGUGUUAUUGCGCUUGCGAAGAUUCAGUAUGUGGAAGGAGCACAGGAAAUCUUCACCGUAAUACCCAAUAUGCGACCAUUCGUUCGGGAUCCUUCCAUGCCCGCGGGCGAGGGUAUUAAUGACCCAGAAUUCCAGACUUGGAUUGAGGAUAUCAGAAACAUGGGCCUACCGUCACCCGAGAGUGUGUACGUCUCCGCGCACCAAAUGGGUACUUGCCGGAUGAGUGCGAAGGAGAAAGACGGUGUUGUUGACCCGCGAGGCGUUGUCUGGGGCACUGAGGGCCUGUAUGUGGCUGAUGCAAGUGUGUUCCCGAGCGCUAGUGGAGUUAAUCCUAUGGUUACAAAUAUGGCCAUUAGUGAUUGGAUCAGUCGAGGGAUCAGAGAGGGGAUGGAGGAGAGGCCGAGGUUGUAG
Messenger RNA from Alternaria burnsii, 2238 nucleotides. Its product is annotated as long chain fatty alcohol oxidase. Gene Ontology annotation, molecular function: long-chain-alcohol oxidase activity; flavin adenine dinucleotide binding. The transcript has a single exon. The record is from RefSeq and is a predicted model, not a curated record. NCBI's taxonomy places the organism in Eukaryota, Fungi, Ascomycota, Dothideomycetes, Pleosporales, Pleosporaceae. Bases 1 to 2238 code for a protein of 745 amino acids.